UUGGCGGUGCACGUCGUCUCGAUUCGCUUACAUUUGUUAUUUUUAAUAAACAAUCGCAUAUAUUUUUUUAAUGAAAGCUGUGACUGUUGACGUUUUAAGUGCAAGUGUGGUGACUGGAUAUUCGAUUAAGAUUUUUUCGUGUGCAUAAAAGUUUUUUUUUAAGUAAAAUUGACAAGUGAGCAUGUGUUCUGUGCUGUAUUUAUUAUUAUGCGAAUGGAUUGCUACCGCUCCGAUAUAGUAUGACACAAGAUGACCUGAGAAGUCAAGAUAGAUUACAAAUGAAAUGCGAGUGGAGGAUCGAUAUUGCUGCAUAACAUAAGAAUAAAAAAACGGAAGAAUGAGACAAGUAAAAUUGGACAGAGCACAAUACUAUAUUAUGAACGAUGCGAAUCAUAAAUUAUAACACAAAGGCAAUAAUGAAGAAAAAAAUGGAUGAAAUACGUCUUGAGUUGACUUGACGAUAGUUGGUGUUGGUAUUAAAAAAACUAAUAAUUUUGAAGGACGUUGUGAUAAAAUAGGUUGUGAUGUUGUUGAAAAUACUGUGAAAAUAGGACUGAAGAAUGUUAUUGUGCUAGGAAUUUAAAUAAUGCCUGAUAGGGAAUCAGUGGGAGGUCCGGGGACAGCUGGCAGUGGAGGUUUCUUGCCUCUGCAGUUCCCAUCGGCUUUUGCAGCCUUCCAUGCGUCUACAGCUCCUGGUGCAUCCGCUACAGCCAUGCAUCAUGCCACACAUUAUCAUCAUCAUGCUCAGCUUGCCGCGGCGGCGGCAGCGGCGGCUGGAGCUACCACCGAACUGAGCUACCUCGCCGCUCUUCAUCCCGCGUACCGCCCUGUGCCAUAUGACCAUCCACUUUACGGUGCUAAUACUUUAAGAGGUUUAGAGUACUUAAGUGCAGCGAGGAGUCUACAUCCAGAGCUGCAUGCUGGCAGUACCCUCGCCAGUCAAGACUUCCAAUUAAGUUUAGAAGGUUCAAGAAUAGCAUCUCCUACCCGUUUGAGGUUAUCAGGAGGUGCGAUUGGCGCUUCAGUCAAUCGCAAGCGGGCGGUGUCCUGGAGUCCAUACUCUGCUGAGUCCCUCGAUUUGGCAGCCGUGAUCCGAGCAUCGCCCGCCAGCUUGGCUGUUAGAGCGCCAUCUGCCGCCUCCACAGGAAGCUAUGGACACCUCAGUGCUGGAGCAAUAUCACCAGCGCUAUCAUUAUCACAUGCGUCACUUGCGCAACAGUUGCUUGCGAGAGGUGGCGUAGUCGGGGGUAGUGGGGUGCUGGCCGGUGGGGUACUGUUGGAUCCUGCCCACCAACAGGCGGCGGCGGCAGCGGCCCACCAUGCAGCGCAUGCGCAUCUGGUCGCUGGAAUCCACAGAUCUCAUAUAUCGUCCCCUACACAACUUCUUAUGGGCACACCAGUCGACGUCAGACAGAUGGGGUUGGAUGGCACCCCACCACAACACAUGCAGCAACCCCCUCAACAACAGGAAGUGACCAGCAUCAUGGAAGCGGACAGCGCUUCAAAUAUAAUUCAGAGGAAGUCACCACAAAGCUUAAUGAAUAGAGAUAAUCACCAUAGCAACAAGCCGCUAUCUGCAGCAGCCGAAAGUACCGUCCAUGAUGGUGUGGACUCUAAAGAUGAACCUGGAGAUUUCAUCGAGACCAACUGUCAUUGGGUGGAUUGUAAGUUGGAGUUUCCAACACAAGACGAUUUAGUAAAACACAUCAAUACGGAUCACAUCCACGCGAGCAAGAAGGCCUUCGUCUGCCGCUGGGUUGGAUGUUCUCGUGAUGAAAAGCCUUUUAAAGCUCAAUACAUGUUGGUCGUGCAUAUGAGGAGGCAUACAGGAGAAAAACCUCAUAAAUGCACUUUUGAGGGUUGUUGCAAAGCUUAUUCUCGUCUCGAAAACUUAAAAACCCACCUUCGAAGUCAUACGGGAGAAAAACCUUACACAUGCGAGUAUCCCGGUUGCGCGAAAGCCUUCUCCAAUGCUAGCGAUAGAGCGAAACAUCAGAACAGAACGCAUAGCAAUGAGAAACCGUACGUCUGCAAAGCUCCUGGUUGUACGAAGAGGUACACCGAUCCUUCAUCACUUCGGAAGCAUGUGAAGACCGUGCAUGGUGCUGAAUUCUACGCCAGUAAAAAACAUAAAGGUUGUAGCCGAGGCGAUGAUUCCGCGGAAUCAGGAGGUGGCGGAGCUGGUUCUUCUCCACGUUCUGAAGAAGGCGGAGUACCAAUUGGGGUUAGGGGGCAUACGUCUUCAGCGUCAGUCAAGAGCGAAAGCCCUGCAUCACCACUGCCUCUUGGGUUGCAUACUCCUGCACAUCAGUUAUCUGCCCAAUGUGGUGGGGAGCUGGAUUUCGGCGGAUCUGGGCUUGGUGGAUUCAAUGACGAGAAUGGUGCUCCCUACUUCAGGCUUGAUGGAGAGGUGGAGCAAGAAGUGGUUGGUGAAGUGGGUCAACUGCCACUAAUGCUUCGUGCUAUGGUUGCCAUCGGUGAACCACGUGCCCAUCACCACACGCCGCGGUUCGGGAACAACAAAAUGGGGGUCGGACGAUUGAUGCCGCCCGGACAUGGGGCUGAUAUCGGUGGAGGUAACAUCCCAGGGCGCACUGAACUAGGAAACACAUCCGUAGCUGUAGAAAUAAAAACGGGCGUUCCUAAUACUAGGCGAGACUCUGGUAUUUCUUCUGGAAGUAGCCUUUAUAGUGCCAGGUCAUCAGAUAUAUCCCGUAAAAGUAGCCAAGCGUCAGUUGUAUCUGGAGCUGUAGCAGCAACAGUAGGCGUCGUCGCGGCACAGCGACUAGUUGCACACCAGGCUGUAGUUUAUGACCAGUUAUCACCUGAUAGCAGUCGGAGAUCUAGUCAAGUAUCAUGUGUUGGUUAUGCCCCGGCACCAUCAUCAGCUCUUGCAGCUGUUCAAGCGGUCAGAACAUCCCAAGGCAAUCAGGCGGUACUCCUUCGAGGUGUGACAUGUUCGGAAGUCAGAGCUGAAGAGUUGGCGUUGGAAUUGGAUCCUAACGUCCAAGUCAAGGAGGAAGCCAGGCGACUCUCGGAGCAGUCCAACUUGAGUGAUCAGACCCAGGCAUACCAAGCGUAUCCCUGUGGUACGGAUGAUGUGGGUGAUGCUCCAUUCCCGUUUAAAACAGAAGAUGAUCAUGAUACGGUGACAUACAAGGAGUCACGUUCGAACUCCACGAAUACUGUGGUCAUAACAACCGCUCAGGUCCAUCAUCCCAACCAAGAAGUUAAUCUGGAACAGGUAGCGGAAGGUGAAAUGGUGGAGAAUAAGCUGGUAAUACCAGAUGAAAUGAUGCAAUAUCUUAACCAAUCAAUAUUGGGAACCGAAUCGGUAGUACCAGCAAAAACUGAAUCCACCAACCCACCUAAUCCAAAAGCGGCAAAUAAAGACAAUAAUAUUCCAACCAAAGACAAUACAAACAGUGAAAUACAAAACACAAACAAUUCCAGUGACAAAAUCAGUGAUGUAGCGACCAGUGACGAUUCUCUACUCAAAAAUUUAGGUGCCAUAGGAAGUGAUCUCAAUAUAAGUGAUAUUCCAGUUGAUUUAAGAUCUUUAGACGUUAGCAUGUCAGGUAAUAGUGGCUCUCUUUUAGUUACUAAAUCACCAGAUGACAAAAAUCCUCUCCAAGAACAGGUCAUACCUGAAAUUAGCCCAGAAAAUUGUGAACAAGACUAUACGCAAUCGUCGAAUAAUAUUGUGACAAAUAAUCCAUUACAGUCAUUACAAACAAUGGCGGCAAAUCAGCCGGAACACUCUAAUAGAAUGAGAAUUAAUACUUUACCUCAGAAGCAAAAUCAAAUGAGUCCUAAAUCAAAGGGUUCGCAGAACGCAAGCCCGCAAAGUAUGCCACAUAAUAUGUUGAGUCCACAAAGUCUACCACCGCUGGUGUCAAUGAGUCCAAGGAGUGUUAUGAGUCCUCAUAACAUGCCUCAUAGUGUUAUGAGCCCACCGAGUGUAUAUAACGUAAUGAGUCCACAGAGCGUCAUGAGCGUUAUGUCACCUCAACAUAAUGCUAUGAGUCCGCAAAGUAUGCAAAGUUUGAUGAGUCCACAAAUGCCUCAAAUGAUGAUGAGCCCACGUCAUAACAAUGUUAGUAGUCCAAUGUCUCAAAAUAUGGCAAGCCCUAUGAUGAACAUGGCGAGCCCUAUGCCACAAAAUAUAGCCAGCCCUAUGAGUCAUGGUAUGCCAAGUCCGAUGCAUCCAGGACUUCAGAGUCCAAUGGCGCAAGGUGCAAUAAAUCCGAUGGUACAGAAUAUUCCGAAUAUGAAUGCUUCGGUGCCAAUACAAAACCAAAAUAUGAUAAACAUGAAUGGAGUUCCCCAAACGCAACCAGCACCUCCAAGUUAUAUGAAUCCACAUCAAAACUAUAAUCCCAAAGUAACAAAUAGAAAUAAUGGUCCUACACAAUAUCAGAAUCAAAACUUCAACCAAAUACCACCAUAUCCAAUACAGAAUCAGCAAAAUGUAAAUUUGAGGAAUCAAAACAUGCAACAGUAUCCGAUGAUGCAGCAAUAUAAUCAAAAUCAAAUGCCAGUUCUGCAUCAGAUGCCUUCGAAUCAGCAAAACAUGAUCUAUAACAAUAAUCAGAUGAUCAAUUAUUCUCAGUCUAUCAAUUACCAAAGCCAAAACAGUCAGAUACAUCCCUUACAAAUGUCAAGAUCAUCUGUGAUGAGCGUGGACAAUAGUGGAAAUAUGAGCAGAGGAGCAAUAAACAACUACUGCGAUCAACAGAAUCAAAUGCAAAAUAUUCAAUACAAUCAAAAUAUGCAAUAUCCUCAACCUCCACCAUAUAAUUCUGUUGUAAAUCCAGUAGCAAAUGCGACGAAUGUCAUGGGUCCUCCCCCUCCGAAGAACAAUCAUCAAUAUAACCAAGCAAUGAUGAACAAUAACCAGUAUUAUAAUCAUCAGAGGCCAUACAAUCAAUGGGAUUACCCUGGUAAUCAAUUCAAUAAACAUAACAUGCAGAAAUCUGUCCAGAACUCUGUUAAUAUGUCAACAGGAAGUCAAAAGCCAAAUUGUGCUACUAGAGUAUCUGCAAAUUGUAAUCAGAUGCUGAAAAAUGGUGAUCAGCAAACAGAUUGCAGUAUGAACAGCUUGAGAAGCGGAAAUAACCAAGCUAGUGAUGUUCAGGUGUGGGAUAUAUCACAGUCGCAGAUAGAAGCAUCGAAUGGAAGAAAGAAGAAUCAAAAUAGUACCAUGCGUCAAGAAACUUAUCAAAGAACGCUAGAAUACGUGGAGAACUGUGAGAAUUGGAAGAGUUCAGAAAUGGUGUCGAGUAGUACCCAUCCUCCACAGGGUGGGGAUAACAUGGUUGUGAAUGACCUCCAAACGUCACUUUCUUCAUUUUAUGAAGAGAAUCAGUACCUCCAGAUGAUUCAAUAGAUUAAUUGUAAAAUAUUAUCAAUAACCUCACUAAGUUACGCGAUUCUAUUUCCAUCCAUAUUUUCAUUACUAAAUCUCAUAAUUUCAGUAAUCUAAUAGAAGUAUCUAUAAUUUUUUACAUUACAGUUUAUAUAUAUACAAUUAACUUAGCUUAAACAUUUUAAAGAGAAAACAUCAUGAACAAAUGAUACUAUUUCAUAGACUACUAAUAAUGAUAUCAAAAACUUAAUUUUGAUACAUUGAACUGUUUGUUUACUGGUUUUUGUGUAUUGUGAUGACGAUUUUACCUUUCAUUAUGUUUGUGAUUUGUUUAUUACUUGUUAUAUUUAGCCCUUACUUCUUUUCUAAUUCUGCAGUCUUGUCAAUACCCAAAUUACAAUCUUUCACAUAAAAAACCCUUAUUCUUAAGUCAAGAACGUAAAUAGUAACAAAUAUUACUAUGACAGCCGAGCUGUGGGGUGUGUAUGUUUUCCAGGUUAUGUAAAAAAUCAAAUGGAAAUAGAUAUCGACGUUCGCCCGACGUUCUUCUAAAGCUUGGCGACUGAAGGUGAAGGUUGUAAAACUGUUUUGGAGACUGAUUAUUAUUAAAUUUAUAAAGUUAGUUGAAUACAAUUUAUAAGUACAGUACAAGAUCAUUUAUAAUUAAAAGACACAUUGAGAAAUCAUGUAAAUAUUGUAAUUGUUUCACUGUCUUCCACGAUUAAGAAUAUUUUAUUAUUAAGCAUUUACAUAAAAUUAUAUAAGUAUAUCUCUUAAGUGCCUUAUGUACAUAAUAUAGUGUACAAACUUUAAGAAUUUAAUCUACAAGGGAGUGUAAUAAUGUGCCUCUACAAAAAUUGUUGAAACUAAAAUGUGUUUUAUGCCUUUAUUGUAGAGUUGAAUUUGUCUAUUAUAGUAUGUAAGUUCUGAGAUUAUUAGAAGAAAUAUAAGAAAAUUGUACAAAUAGUGAACAUUUUUCUAGAAUUUUUACAGUGUUGUUGAAUUAGAUAUUAAUUAUCAAUUAUGUUAUAAUAAAAUCAUAGGUAGACAUAAUUUAUAAAGCAAUAUGAAACUUCAUUUUUGUAAGACAUUGAAUCUCCUAGUUUAGAAUUUUAUGAGAUUAUUAGAUGUAAGUAUUUGUUAAUUAUUUUUUAUUUAAAUACGUAAAUGAAUGAUAAACGCACAAAAUAAUUGUAAUAGAUUGAAAGUUAUAGUGUAUUUUGUAAUAAAUUAUUGUUUUUCUAAUGUUGUGAAUGAAACAAUCGAGUACAUCUCUGACAAUAUUUUAAUGA
This is a messenger RNA of Achroia grisella, 6660 nucleotides long. It is a transcript of the gene ci, whose product is annotated as zinc finger protein GLI4. The record is from RefSeq and is a predicted model, not a curated record. Gene Ontology annotation, cellular component: nucleus. Gene Ontology annotation, molecular function: RNA polymerase II cis-regulatory region sequence-specific DNA binding; DNA-binding transcription factor activity, RNA polymerase II-specific. The transcript has 19 exons. Gene Ontology annotation, biological process: regulation of transcription by RNA polymerase II. Bases 587 to 5389 code for a protein of 1600 amino acids. Lineage: Eukaryota; Metazoa; Arthropoda; Insecta; Lepidoptera; Pyralidae.